Molecule: messenger RNA, 1099 nt
Organism: Condylura cristata (star-nosed mole)
Lineage: Eukaryota; Metazoa; Chordata; Mammalia; Eulipotyphla; Talpidae
Gene: AP4S1
Product: adaptor-related protein complex 4, sigma 1 subunit
Exons: 6
Coding region: 249-683 (144 amino acids)
Biological process (GO): protein transport; vesicle-mediated transport
Cellular component (GO): intracellular membrane-bounded organelle
Source: RefSeq, a predicted model, not a curated record
CAGCCUCCGGAGGAACCCCCGGAGACGCCAUACUAAAAGCCAAAAUGGCUGCCCAAAGGAAGCCUGCACCGCGCAGCUAGUGAGGAUUUGGGAACAAGCAGCCGAGAGAAAGGGGGAGGGGGACUCUGGGACGAGCCCCCACCAGCACCGUCGCCCCCCGGGUCGCACAGAUUCGAGUUACAACCACCCCUUCUCCCCCCUUGCUAUAGCUUUUCGACUGCAUUGGGAAAAUACUGGUCAGGAAAAAAAUGAUAAAAUUUUUCCUCAUGGUGAAUAAACAAGGGCAGACCCGACUGUCUAAAUACUAUGAACAUGUGGAGAUUAAUAAGCGAACACUUCUGGAAACUGAAGUCAUAAAGAGCUGUCUUUCUCGAUCCAAUGAACAAUGCUCUUUCAUAGAAUAUAAGGAUUUUAAGCUGAUUUACCGACAGUAUGCAGCUCUCUUCAUUGUGGUUGGUGUUAAUGACUCUGAGAAUGAGAUGGCAGUUUAUGAAUUCAUCCAUAAUUUUGUAGAAGUUUUAGAUGACUACUUCAGUCGAGUGAGUGAAUUAGAUAUAAUGUUUAACUUAGAUAAAGUACAUAUCAUUUUGGAUGAGAUGGUCUUAAAUGGAUGCAUUGUGGAAACAAAUCGGGCAAGAAUUCUUGCUCCUCUGCUGAUUCUUGAUAAGAUGUCAGAAAGCUGAGUAACAGAUGGUCCUACCAGACAAAAUCAACUUAUAGGAAAUGAGUACAUCAAUGGAAAUGAAAACAUCAACGGAAUACCUCUCAACUCUGUAGCUCAAAGAGUCUGGAAGACCACACACUGCAAAAUAGGAUAUUCUUCCACAGAAUUAAAAUAGGUGUUUUUCAUAGUGCCUAAAUAAAAAACAAAGCUGUAUUUAAAAUAUGAUGUAUAAAGAAACCUUUUCUCUAAGCUGAGAGACAAGUUUUAUUUUCUAACCAGAGUAAGCAUUUUUCCCCAACUUGACUGAACUUUACUGAGUUCUAAGGGAAUAUCUGUUGUCUCUGUUUUCCUUUGCAAACUUAAAUUCAAGAAUAGUAGCAUGGUGUAAGAAGAUAAUUGUGGGAACUCUAUCACCUAAUAAAAUUUUAAAAUUGA